This is a messenger RNA of Schistosoma rodhaini, 2370 nucleotides long. NCBI's taxonomy places the organism in Eukaryota, Metazoa, Platyhelminthes, Trematoda, Strigeidida, Schistosomatidae. The record is from the annotation of a GenBank genome assembly.
AUGGGUUGCCAUGUUUCAGCUGAUAGUUCUAAUAGUUUUACGUGGGACGACUAUCUUAAGAAAACAAACGGUCGCCCGGCGAAAUUGGAGUGCUUUAAACAGUCUCUGGUUCCUCCGCCAAACUAUUUCGAGGUGAAUACCAUUCUAGAAGCGGAAGACCAACGUAGUGCAGCUCUUGUUCUCAAUCCAUAUUCAAACGAUUUAAUAAAAGCACGUUAUGCUAAUAAUUCUACUAGUAGUAAUCAACAGUUGUUGGAGACCCCAUGUAGAAGGUCGAGUCUGAAUCCUCACUCCAGUGGAACUGUCCGACGCUUCAGAGCAGCUUCAUUCAGUUUAGCGCGAGUGAUAGAAACGUGUGGUCCACGUUUGAGAAUACGUCUGGUUGGAACUGACGAUCGUAAUGAUUAUUGGUUCUUAGUUGACUCCGACCAAAUCAGACCUUAUCCUUCUGGAAGUUCACUACAACCGCCCUUUGGCUAUAUGCAUAAUCAUCUUGUGUGGAAUCGUACUCUUAAGAAAGCAACUGAAGGAACGCGUUUUGCGGAUCCUUCGUGGUUCAUUUCACAACCACCAGAUCCAGAGGAUAAUUACUUCCAAGUGAAUGACAAGUUAGAGGCAGUAGAUCGUAGAAACACUCAACUGAUAUGUCCUGCAUCUGUGGGCGCAGUGAACGGCCACCAUAUUUUGAUAAAUUUUGAUGGAUGGUCAGGAGCUUUUGACUACUGGGCUCGUUUCGAUAGUCGUGAACUAUUUCCUGUCGGUUGGUGUAAGUCAGCCAACUACCCACUUCAGCCACCUGGACCAAAUGUUAUACGCUCUCCAAUUAUUCAUUCAACCCCUAGUAUCUUGUAUGCUCAUAAUUCUGUUUCCCAAGCUCCCAGCGUCUCACCAAAAUAUCUAUCUAAAGUACUUACCAACAGUUGCAGUCGUAUCUCAAAGACAGACAAAACGUCUUCAUGUCCUCGUAAAAAGUUAGGACUUUCAAGAAGAAUUAAAUCGCAUGCAAAUUUAGUUAGGAGUAAUUUGCGUAACGAAACAGAAAGCUCAACACAUUUUAGGAAUCCUCGUGAGCUGUCAACAAAACAACCUCUAAGUAUGAGUUCAUUUUCUCCAGCCUUAUCAAAGCCAAAUCAUAAUAGCGUUGCUUCCGAACAUAUGGAUGUCAAUAAAAAUGAACGUGUUGAUUUGUUUGUGGAACCCAAUUCCUUGAAUACUUCACAGGUUGAUUCUUCCAUUCAGUCCUUGACAUCACCAGCCAUCGUCCCUCCUGUCUUAGAAGAUGCAAGUGAUUCUUUAAACACGUUUUACUCCUCAUCUCCCCCUGAACAUCCUCCACGGAUCGAAGCCUCUGAAUUUGUGAGAGAUUCUGCGGACGGGCGUCAUCGACGUUUCAGUAGCCCUUCCGAUUGCGUUGUGCGUCUUCAGGCGAAAUCGUCACUAAUGCCAGUGUCCAACGUGUUACAUCCAUAUGAGCCAGAACUGAAAUCAUGGAAAGUAGUAACGAAAACAAAGCAAAAAAACAAACAGCACAAACUGAAACGUCGCAGUGGAAAUUCAAAGAAGAAAUGUCCCGAAAUAAAACAGAAAUUCAAAAUAGCCAAUGACAGUUUAACCAAUUCGGUACUAUGCAACUAUGAGUAUGUUGAUUCAGUUUCUCCUCAACUGAAAGGCUUUUCCGAUAUGAGUCAAAACUAUGAAAAGUCAAUCGCUUAUCCAGAAGACAGUCCCAAUUUGUACAAAAAUGAAACUGCCAAUUCUACCGCUUUCUGCAAAAAUGAUUCUGCAUUAACGUGUACUCCUGUCUUCAUGGCAGAUAGAAAAAGUUUAUUUAAAUCGGAGAACGAUCGAACUAAUGGUUCAACCAUGGGGUCAAGCUUAGUCUUUCAAUCACAUAUCUCCCAUGAUAUCAUGCAUACGAAUGGCUGUUACUUUGAUGAAAUGAAUUCCCCUACUCAUGAUAAUUUAUCGGUUGAAACAUCCGAUUCACAUUUGUGGUUUUCUGGAAAGUUAGAAUCGAAUUCUAAUAAAUCUACUUAUCCUGUGUACGCUCAUCAAAAUGUUGAUAGUUUAGAUAGUCAGAGUCUAACUACACACCUUCCUUCGUCAACUGUGUCUCCUUCAUCACUGGAUUUAGGAUCGUUUCCUUUUCCUAAUCCUACUCAAUGGACCAUUGAAGAAGUUUACAACUACAUUACGGCUCGUGAUGCUACUCUUCUUGAAGCAGCGGAAAAAUUCAAACAUCAUGAAAUAGAUGGACAAGCACUUCUUCUUCUUAGCAUGGAAUCACUGCGUAAUUAUAUGAAGAUUAAAUUGGGUCCUGCUUUGAAAAUGGUUCAUCUUAUCAGUCGUCUAAAACGUGGGUUGUUGUAA